AGAGAGAGAGAGACGCAAUGGCCCAAAGAAGAAAAAAGCCCAAUAAUAGUAAGUAGAAAGCCCGACACAGAGACAGGGCAGAGGAAGAGGAAAAGCUGUUCGUCUCCCCAACCCCAACCGCGACGAACUAGGGCGACGGGCCAUCGCCGUCGUCGCCGCCGCCGCCGCAGCUCGCGCUCGCUCUCCUCCUCUGGCGCCGUUCCUCUUUCUCCUGCGUCGCCCCAUCGACCUCGACCGCUCAGCGUCUGUUUGUAACUUUCUGUUAUGGGUGACUACACCAUCCAGAUUAGCACCAAGCUAAUCGACCAGCUUGCUCGUGAUGACGAGAAGAUCAAAAAGAAAACCAGGAAACCCAAGCCUAAGAAGACUGUCAAACAACAUCAACAAGAGCCCCAGGACAACUCAAGGGAACUCCCAGCUUCUGAACCCAAGGCUCCUCCUGGCUGGCCACUGCAGCCUCCCAUGUAUCUCCCCGUAACCCCUGCUCCUCCACCACCCCCACCUGCUUUUUCAGAGCUGGAAGCCAUCCGUGCCGUUCUGGAAGAGAGCGAAAAGGUUCAGGAGAAGCUGGAUAAGCAGCAUGCUGGGAUGCGUGAUGAACUCAUCAAGAAAUCAAAAGACCUGCGUGACAAGGAGUUCAAGCUGCCGUACCAAAACCCCACGCCAUGCACUGAGGAGAGGUCAAACUGCCGCCAGUGUUACGUGAGCAAUGCACAGGACCCACUCAAGUGUGCUGAGGCAGUCAAGAGAUUUGAAGCAUGUGUUCGCCUGGCGAGGCAAAGGGGCAACACAAAAGUUGCUCAGUAGCCCUGGAAGAUUUGUGAUGAGGAAAGAACUGAUAUACGAUUUUGCUUUGCUGUGAUGAUUUAAUAACCUGGAAUUUUGAUGAGACCUAAGACAUAUUUCUACAAUUCUAAUGGCAUCGCACCAGGCUAGGUGAGGAAGCUACAGAUCCUUGAGUUUAGGGAUUCUGUAUUGCAAAUAUUGGGUAAAAAUGAAACAUGAAUUCUGGGUGUUUUUCUCUGAUUGGUAUCAUGAGUGAAAGCGUUAUCCAUACAUAAUCUAUGCUGUUGCCAUUUGCGUUUUGCAAAA
Oryza sativa Japonica Group (Japanese rice) is the source of this 1092-nucleotide messenger RNA. RefSeq lists its product as uncharacterized. The record is from RefSeq and is a predicted model, not a curated record. Lineage: Eukaryota; Viridiplantae; Streptophyta; Magnoliopsida; Poales; Poaceae.